Capsicum annuum is the source of this 1692-nucleotide messenger RNA. RefSeq names its product 30S ribosomal protein S1, chloroplastic. Gene Ontology annotation, cellular component: chloroplast stroma. The record is from RefSeq and is a predicted model, not a curated record. Gene Ontology annotation, molecular function: structural constituent of ribosome; mRNA binding. The coding region runs from base 119 to 1354 and encodes 411 amino acids. Lineage: Eukaryota; Viridiplantae; Streptophyta; Magnoliopsida; Solanales; Solanaceae. Gene Ontology annotation, biological process: translation. The transcript has 7 exons.
UAAUGUCUCCUUUAAGCUCACUUAUCUACCCCACAAAAUCCAUGACAACUUUCUUUCUUCAAAAACCCUUAAAGAACACUCAAGGCACCAUUUUUUUUUUUUUUUUAAUUUACAAAAAAUGGCAUGUUUAACUAACCAAUUUGUUGGAUUAAAAUGUCCAAGAAUUUUAAGAACAAGAAACAAGAAUCUUGGAAAUCCCAUUAUUAUUCAUACAAAGCAAAAAAUUGUGUGUAAAGCAACAUCAGUGGGGACUACAAAUGCACAAACAAGGGAGAGACUUAAGCUUAAGGAAAUGUUUGAAGAAGCUUAUGAAAGAUGUAGGAUAGCUCCUAUGGAAGGUGUUGGUUUUACUGUUGAAGAUUUUCAUUCUGCACUUGAAAAAUAUGAUUUUGAUUCAGACAUGGGUACCAAGGUCAAAGGGACAGUAUUUAAAGUAGAUGCCAAUGGAGCUUUAGUUGACAUCACAGCGAAAUCGUCAGCAUAUUUGCCCGUAGAGGAGGCUUCGAUUCACAACAUCAAGCAUGUAGAAGAAGCUGGAAUAUUUCCAGGUUUCAGAGAGGAGUUUGUGAUUAUUGGUAAAAAUGAAGCUGAUGAUAGUGUGGUAUUGAGUUUGCGUUCAAUUCAAUAUGACAUUGCAUGGGAAAGGUGCAGACAACUUCAAGAUGAAGAUGUUGUUGUCAAAGGUAAGGUGGUUGGUGCAAAUAAAGGUGGAGUGGUGGCAUUGGUUGAGGGCCUUCAUGGGUUUGUUCCAUUCUCACAGAUAUUUUCGAAAUCGACUGCAGAGGAGCUUUUGGAGAAGGAGCUUCCUCUGAAAUUUGUUGAGGUUGAUCAAGAGCAAACUAGAGUCAUACUCAGCAACCGUAAGGCGAUGGCCGACAGUCAGACGCAGUUGGGAAUUGGGUCAGUUGUACUUGGAACUGUCCAGAGCUUGAAACCAUAUGGUGCCUUCAUCGACAUUGGUGGGAUCAACGGCCUUCUUCAUGUCAGCCAGAUUAGUCAUGAUCGCGUGUCAGAUAUCACGACCAUCUUUCAGCCUGGUGACACUCUUAAGGUCAUGAUAUUGAGCCAUGACCGUGAGAGAGGUAGAGUGAGCCUCUCUACAAAGAAGCUAGAACCUACACCUGGUGACAUGAUUCGCAAUCCAAAGCUCGUCUUUGAGAAGGCCGAAGAGAUGGCUCAGACAUUCAGGCAGAGAAUUGCCCAAGCUGAAGCCAUGGCUCGUGCCGAUUUGCUGAAAUUCCACCCUGAGAGUGGAUUGACUCUCAACUCCGAUGGGAUCUUAGGUCCGUUGACGUCGGGCUUACCUGCAGAAGGACUAGAUUUGAGUGAAACUUUUCCAGCUGAAGAGUCAUGAACCAUAAUGUUACUAUACAUUUUUGAUCAGGAAUGUAAUAUUAUUGUUACCAUGAUCUUGACUAUUUUCUUUUUCUGUUUAUUGAGUGUACUUGAAUUUUACGCCGUAACUGGUAAUGUUGCUGCUAUAUGACUAGGAGGUCAUGGGUUCAAGUCGUGGAAACAGCCUCUGGCAGAAAUGAAGGUAAGGUUGCGUACAAUACAUCCUUGUGGUGGGACCUUCUUCAGACUCUGCGCGUAGCGGGAGCUUUCGUGCACCGGGCUGUUCUUUACUUUUCGUUCUUGUUGCUGAAAAAAGAUAGAGAUCGGACUUUCUUAAUGAGAUUGAGUUCCGCGAAA